Molecule: messenger RNA, 1635 nt
Organism: Menidia menidia (Atlantic silverside)
Lineage: Eukaryota; Metazoa; Chordata; Actinopteri; Atheriniformes; Atherinopsidae
Source: the annotation of a GenBank genome assembly
AUGAAUAUAUGUCUGAGCUGCUUAGUGUCCGAUCAUUCCUCAGCGGCUCAGUCUGUGUGUUGUGUCACAAACUCUCUGGUCUCUGUUUUGGCGAUGGGGGGAGGGAAAUGUCUGCUGCUCUUGCCAGGAUUUCUACUCUUGGUGACAUGUCAGCAAAAACCAAAAGUGACCAUGUUACCGGAUUUGAAGACGAUCUUCUUUGGGGACAGGUUUUAUUUGAUCUGUAAUAGUGAUGCAGUCUCAGUGAAAUGGUUCUUGAAUGGCACGGAACAAGAAUUUAGAGGGAAAAAACUGAAAAUACCAGCUGCUGGUUCCAAAACCUCAGGCCUUUAUGUUUGUGAGAGCAAUGGACAAAAGAGUGAAGACUUCACGAUCCAGGCCCACGAAUACACUCCUAUUGCUUCACUCAUCCUUUCGACAGGCCAGCCUGUGAUGGAAAAAAAAGGCUCUGUUAUCCUGACACUUGUAAAUGAUGACGGGAUUGGUGGAUGGAACUGCUGGGUGUUCAGGGGAGAGACAACUAAAUUAAUUAAAUUGAAUGUUAGAAAUGACAGCGUGAGUGUUUCCUUUCAGCCCAAUUCCCUGUCUGUUCCCGAGACCAUUUUCUGGUGUUCCGACAAGACUAGAAAAUACAGAAGUAACCAAAUCACUAUCAGAACCACAGAAAAAAGAGUUUCCCUGGAAAUGUAUCCCUUUCCUGCGUUAGAUGGGGAUAAACUGACUUUGAGGUGUCUUGUCUGGGGCACAAAUCAUGUUAGUAAUGCUGAAUUCUUCAAAGACAAUUCAUCCAUUCAAUCAGUUGAUGGAUCUACUUAUGAAAUUAAACAAGCAAAAGAAUCUGAAGGGGGGAACUAUAGGUGUCGUGCAAAGUUCAGAUACGAAGACCAGACCCUACAGACUCCACAUAUAUUGUAUUCUGACGAUCAAGAGGUGCUUGUCCAAGAGCAACCUCUAAGAGCCAAACUCACUGAAAACGGGGAGUGUUCUUGCCCAUCAUGUGCCGGUGGAAUGUCACACAGGUUCUACAAGCACAACGGUGUGUCGUGGACAAUGCUUGGUUCUAACUGGAAGCUAGACAGCACUGGUACUUAUCAGUGUAGAUUUGUGAUGGAUAGCAUGAGGACUUUACCCAGCAGCUCUUUUGAUUAUGGGGAGCCAGCAAAUAAAAAUCAAUUCAACAUCGUCAUCAUCAUCAUCAUCGCUGCAUUAAUCCUUGUAGUCUCUGGGAUAUUCUUGGUAAUUCAUGGCAAGAGGAGAAAUAGUAGGUCUGGGAACAAUACGAUUGACGCGCAUUAUGAGGAAGUGGCACUGAAGACACGCGGGGAUGAGAAAUAUGAAACUCUGGCAAAAGCGAAAGAGAGCGAGUAUGACACAAUUAAUCCAGAGGCAUCGGGGGAGCAGAGGAAAGGUGGUGAAUAUGAAGCGCUGAAGAAAGAGGGAAUGCAGGAGGGGGUGUACCAUAGUCUGCAGGCCCAUGGAGGAGAUGAGGGUUACGAAGCUCUGAAGAAAGAAGGAAUGCAGGAAGGGGUGUACCAUAGUGUGCAGGUUCAUGGUGCAGCAGGAGGAGAUGGGGGUUACGAAGCUCUGAAGAGAGAGGGAAUAAAAGGGGACGAUUACCAGACCCUGGAGACGUAG